AUUUAUUUAGCACCAUCCAUCAUGAUGAAUCAUAAUAAUAAUAAUGCAACACGCAAAACGCACCAUAUCCAUUGCAAUCUAUAACCCAAUCCAACCCAUUCUCUUUUCUUUCCAUAAAUAAAUUGUCUCUUUUUUCAGUUUUAACCUAACCCUACAAUCAUAAUCCCAAUUACUCCUCAGAUCGAUCUCGUAUGGCAUUUCGCAUUUUCCCUUUCUAGAAUCUGUGGUUAGGGUUCCAAACUUCAUCGCUGCUGCUUGAAUGGAACCUCGUGUUGGGAACAAGUUUCGCCUGGGUCGGAAGAUCGGUAGCGGCUCCUUCGGGGAGAUCUAUUUAGGGACUAAUAUUCAGACUAAUGAAGAGGUUGCAAUUAAGCUUGAAAAUGUCAAGACAAAGCAUCCUCAAUUGCUGUACGAGUCCAAGCUGUACAGAAUUCUGCAGGGAGGAACUGGAAUUCCAAAUGUUAGAUGGUUUGGAGUGGAGGGAGAUUACAAUGUCUUAGUGAUGGAUCUGCUUGGACCUAGUCUUGAAGAUCUAUUUAACUUUUGUAGUAGAAAGCUAUCAUUAAAGACAGUUCUCAUGCUUGCUGAUCAAAUGAUCAACCGUGUUGAGUUCAUCCAUUCUAAAUCAUUUCUGCACCGGGAUAUCAAACCAGAUAACUUUCUUAUGGGAUUAGGCAGGCGUGCAAACCAGGUUUAUGCUAUUGAUUUUGGUUUGGCUAAGAAAUACCGAGAUAGUUCCACCCAUCAACACAUUCCUUACAGGGAGAAUAAGAAUUUGACUGGAACUGCAAGAUAUGCUAGCAUGAAUACUCACCUUGGCAUUGAGCAAAGCAGAAGGGAUGAUUUAGAGUCUCUUGGUUAUGUUUUGAUGUACUUCCUGAGAGGAAGCCUUCCUUGGCAGGGACUUAAAGCAGGAACAAAGAAACAGAAGUAUGAGAAAAUCAGUGAAAAGAAGGUUUCUACAUCAAUUGAAGCCUUGUGUCGAGGCUAUCCAACAGAAUUUGCAUCAUACUUCCAUUACUGCCGCUCAUUAAGGUUUGAUGAUAAGCCAGAUUAUGCUUACCUCAAAAGGCUAUUUCGCGACCUGUUUAUUCGUGAAGGAUUCCAGUUUGAUUAUGUGUUUGACUGGACCAUCUUGAAGUAUCAGCAGUCACAGCUGGCUACACCUCCAACACGGGCCAUUGGUCCUGGUGCUGGAACCAGUUCUGGGAUGCUGCCGACUGUUACCAAUGCUGAUAGACAUACAGGAGGGGAAGAUGGACGACCUCCUCCUGGUUUGGUUUCGGCAGAUUCCUCAAGGCGUAGAAUGUCAGGGCCCAUUUUGAAUACUUUAUCAAGUGCCAAUAUCAUGGGUCAGUCAAGUGGAUCAUCGAGGCGAGUUGCUGUUUCCGGUAGCCGUGAGGCAUUUGUUAGUGCUGAGUCAGAUGUUCGUACCCGUACUGCUGAGGCCAGUGCUGGAGCAGCGCACAGAAUUUUGAGUGGGCAAAGAACUUCACCAGCUGGAUCUUCUGAUCCUAAGAGAGUUGUAUCAUCAGGGAGAAAUGUCUCUCAUGUAAAAAAUUAUGACACCGCCCUUAAGGGGAUGGAGGGUUUGCAGUUAGAGAAUGAUGAGAGGAACCAGUAGUAAUACCUCACCUUUCUCAUCUAAUGAAUUUGUGAGUUGAUAGCACUGCAUAAAUUGCUUAUGUUGCUAAGUUGAGCUGAGGAAAUUUGGAUCUGAACUUGAAAAUCUGGGUUUGUAUUGUUUACAUCUGCUCGAAACCCGACGAAGCUGAAAUAAUUUGUGUGCUAAACCAGGGAUUGUGCUUGCUGUAAAGCUCAGGUUUAAUUGGCACAUCACAUGUGGCCGGAAACUUCUAAGUUUUAUAACAACUUUCCUGUGAGUUAUUGUUUAACUGGUGUUUAACAGUGUCACAUGGGACUACAAAGGUCGAAAUUUUCAUCAGCAAAAAUGUAAUUAGUCAAUGUACUAUUUGUUGGAUAAGAUUUCCCAUAGUUCCCAUGAUGUAAGGUUCUUAUUAAACUUAGAUCACAGGAUCUCUCUAGGUUUGUCUUGUUAUUUGUCACCAUAAACUUGUAUGGAAUUUUAUUUCCAUCUCUGAAAAGAUUUUCAUUAAACUGGAUUGAUUGGUGUA
Molecule: messenger RNA, 2135 nt
Organism: Lotus japonicus
Lineage: Eukaryota; Viridiplantae; Streptophyta; Magnoliopsida; Fabales; Fabaceae
Product: casein kinase 1-like protein 12
Exons: 14
Coding region: 260-1624 (454 amino acids)
Biological process (GO): endocytosis; signal transduction; peptidyl-serine phosphorylation
Cellular component (GO): cytoplasm; nucleus
Molecular function (GO): ATP binding; protein serine/threonine kinase activity
Source: RefSeq, a predicted model, not a curated record